ACUCGUACUUAGUAUUUAUACUUCUAGCCAAAUAUCUCCUUCUCCACUCCUGUUCUGGAACACCAGCUGGUCAUCCUCUUCACUCUGGUAAUCUUCCUGUAGCGUCGUAAAAAAACGAUACCAAAAGUAUGGCAACUGUAGGAAAGGUUAUUAAGUGUAAGGCUGCUGUGGCCUGGGAGGCCAACAAGCCUUUGGUGAUCGAAGAGAUAGAAGUCGAUGUUCCCCAUGCCAAUGAAAUACGCAUCAAGAUCAUUGCCACAGGAGUGUGCCACACGGACCUCUACCACCUUUUUGAGGGAAAACACAAAGACGGCUUUCCUGUAGUCCUUGGACAUGAGGGCGCUGGCAUUGUGGAGAGUGUUGGACCCGGGGUCACAGAAUUUCAACCAGGAGAAAAGGUGAUACCUCUCUUCAUCUCCCAAUGCGGGGAAUGCCGUUUUUGCCAAAGUCCGAAAACCAACCAAUGUGUGAAGGGAUGGGCCAAUGAGAGUCCUGAUGUAAUGUCACCUAAAGAGACCAGGUUCACCUGUAAAGGUCGAAAAGUUUUGCAGUUCCUGGGGACCAGUACCUUCUCCCAGUACACUGUGGUCAACCAGAUAGCUGUGGCCAAGAUAGACCCUUCAGCACCGCUUGAUACCGUCUGUCUUCUUGGCUGUGGUGUGUGUACUGGAUUUGGAGCUGCUGUCAACACUGCUAAGGUAGAGCCAGGAUCCACUUGUGCCGUCUUCGGCCUUGGGGCGGUCGGCCUGGCUGCUGUGAUGGGCUGUCACUCUGCUGGGGCCAAGAGGAUCAUCGCUGUUGACUUGAACCCGGACAAGUUUGAGAAGGCCAAGGUGUUUGGGGCGACCGACUUUGUGAACCCUAAUGACCACAGUGAGCCCAUCAGCCAAGUGCUGUCAAAGAUGACCAAUGGAGGCGUGGAUUUCUCUCUGGAAUGUGUGGGGAAUGUUGGAGUCAUGAGGAAUGCACUGGAAUCCUGCCUGAAGGGAUGGGGUGUCAGUGUGCUGGUCGGCUGGACAGACCUGCAUGAUGUCGCUACCAGACCCAUCCAGCUCAUAGCUGGACGCACAUGGAAGGGUUCCAUGUUCGGAGGCUUCAAGGGUAAAGAUGGUGUGCCGAAGAUGGUAAAGGCCUACCUGGAUAAGAAGGUGAAGCUGGAUGAAUUCAUAACCCACAGAAUGCCCCUGGAGUCGGUCAAUGAUUCCAUUGACCUUAUGAAGCACGGAAAAUGUAUCCGCACCGUCUUGAGUCUUGAGUGAAAUCCAGGACCAAAUCAAUCGAGGACCUAAUUGGAAGAACUACUUUUCUAUGUUGGUUGUCAUAAAAUACAUUUUGAAGAAAAUAAUACAAUGUGAAAUCAAUAAAAUAAACUAUAAAAUAAA
Molecule: messenger RNA, 1382 nt
Organism: Gadus macrocephalus (Pacific cod)
Lineage: Eukaryota; Metazoa; Chordata; Actinopteri; Gadiformes; Gadidae
Product: alcohol dehydrogenase 1
Exons: 9
Coding region: 129-1259 (376 amino acids)
Biological process (GO): formaldehyde catabolic process
Cellular component (GO): cytosol
Molecular function (GO): S-(hydroxymethyl)glutathione dehydrogenase [NAD(P)+] activity; zinc ion binding
Source: RefSeq, a predicted model, not a curated record